Molecule: messenger RNA, 1513 nt
Organism: Hibiscus syriacus
Lineage: Eukaryota; Viridiplantae; Streptophyta; Magnoliopsida; Malvales; Malvaceae
Product: probable WRKY transcription factor 48
Exons: 3
Coding region: 85-1203 (372 amino acids)
Biological process (GO): regulation of DNA-templated transcription
Molecular function (GO): DNA-binding transcription factor activity; sequence-specific DNA binding
Source: RefSeq, a predicted model, not a curated record
GCAACACUCUGCUCCCCCAUUUUCUAUCUUUAUUUUUUUUCAGUUCAAUCAAAAGGGGGAAAAAAGAAUAUGUGAAUAAAUUAUAUGGAGAAGAAGCAAGAGAAUCCCAUGGCGAAUAUGAGAUUUCCCGACGAUAUUCCGCCGUCGACCUUUGGUGGUGGUGGUGGGAGCAUCUUUGACAUGGCUGGAACAUCAUGUGAAGGGAGUGGUGGUGGUGGUGGAGAUAAGUGGGGGUCAUUAGGUUUCAUGGAUUUACUCGGAAUCCAUCAAGAUUUUGUCGCUCCUUCUUUAUUCGAUUCUUUCAAUCACCCUCCGGUUCUUCUUCCUCCACCACCACCAUCGUCGGUUGAGCUAGCAGCAGUGUUCCACGACCACCACCACGAUGUAUUAUUAAACAAGCUCGACACUAACAACAACAAUAAGCAGCAGAACCUCCACCAGGGAAGCCACUUGUCGCCGGUAGCUUCCACCGUACCGGAAUAUUCUGAGGUCUUGAACAAUCCCGCAACACCAAACUCUUCUUCCAUCUCUUCUUCCUCCAACGAAGUAACCGCAAAUGAUGAGCGGAACAAAGCUGGGGAUCAUGAUAAUGAGUACAAGACAAAGAAACCGUUGAAACCCAAAAAGAAUAAUCAAAAAAGGCAAAAGCAACCGAGAUUUGCCUUCAUCACCAAGAGUGAAAUCGAUCACUUAGAUGACGGCUAUAGAUGGAGAAAGUAUGGUCAAAAGGCUGUGAAGAACAGUCCUUAUCCCAGGAGCUAUUAUCGUUGCACUACAGCAGGGUGUGGGGUGAAGAAGAGAGUCGAGAGAUCGUCCGACGAAUCGACCACCGUCGUUACGACGUACGAAGGCCAACAUACACAUCCGUGUCCGAUAAUGCCUCGUGGAACCAUCGGAUUUGCAAUCGAUUCCUCGAGUUUCAGCUCUCCAUCGUCGUUCGUUGUUACUCAGCCUCGGUAUCUACAUCAUCAGCCGCAACAAUUACAACCCUACGUAUAUACCUCAUCGCCUUCUUUGAACAUCACCACAACGAGCUCAAACUCGAACCAUCAUCCCUCCUUCAAUGCAUUUUUUCAAGACAAACCACGUUUUAACAAUCCAAACUCUUCUGCUUUAGCACUUAGAGACCAUGGGCUUCUUCAAGAUAUUGUUCUCACACCGACGAGGAGAGAGACAAAGGAAGAGGAAGAAGAAGAUCAGUAGGGGGAAAAAUUGGGGUUUAAUUUGUAAUGUGUUUAGCACUGGUAUGUAGCUUUCUAACUUCAUCACCAUUUUUAAUUCUGGCUAUUCUUCAUAUUUAGAGAGUACUCAACCAUGGAGAUAUGGGUUUUGUUUGUUCUUUUGUUUUCUUCUUUUAUCUUUUUUUUUUUCAAUGUGUGCACCCAUGCAUAUUGAUGGCGAAAUAGAUUAGGGUUAGGGUUUUUUUCUUAUGAUAAAAAGUAGAUACUUAUUGUAAUAGGGACAGAUCAAGUUGUUCAACUUUAUAGGAAAACAAGGGCAUUUCAAUAGGAGA